Molecule: messenger RNA, 5843 nt
Organism: Larimichthys crocea (large yellow croaker)
Lineage: Eukaryota; Metazoa; Chordata; Actinopteri; Sciaenidae
Product: histone-lysine N-methyltransferase SETD1B-A
Exons: 19
Coding region: 337-5382 (1681 amino acids)
Cellular component (GO): Set1C/COMPASS complex
Molecular function (GO): histone H3K4 methyltransferase activity; RNA binding; protein binding
Source: RefSeq, a predicted model, not a curated record
CAGCCAGAGAGAAAUUCUCUGUAACCUGAUUCCUUCUCUGCAAAGAGGGUGAGCAGCGAGCAGAGGAGAUUUAACCAACGGAAAUCUCUGCCGGCAUCCAACAGACAGAGCACAGACGGAUCUAUAUCCUGUCUCUGUCUCUACCAGGCGGAUGGAUCUAUUCUCCAACCUGGGCGACGAAAAAAAAAAACCCAGCGAAAAUAACAACAGCUUUUCCACAAUGUUGCUCCAUCACAGGAUGAAACUUCGGUUCAGGUUUUGACGAAUGUGAUGGAAAGAGAAAGACAGAGUCCUGAGAGAGAGACGCCGCCUCAGCACUGGAGAAGCUGCAAGUUGAUGAUUGACCCCGCGCUGACAAAGGGACUGUACAAAGUGUACCGUUAUGAUGGACAGCACUUCAACAUACCCGUGGAGGACUUAGGUCUGUUUCCUGUGGAUGCAGUCAGAGAUCCGCGCAUCUGCCGCCUGUGGAGCAAAUACAACAAGACUGAGCUGCUGGUGGCUAAAUUCAAGGUUGAUGAGUGGUACGUCGGCCCCGUUCCUCCCAAAGAAGUGACGUUCUCCAGGUUGAACGACAAUGUGAGGGAGGCGUUCUUGACGAACAUGUGCAGAAAAUAUGGCAACGUCGAAGAAGUGGAAAUAUUUUACAACCCCAAAAACAAGAAGCACUUAGGGGUGGCGAAGGUCGUCUUCGACACGGUGAGGGCCGCGAAAGAAGCUGUUCAGCACCUCCAUCAGACAUCAGUGAUGGGAAAUGUUAUUCAUGUGGAAGUCGACCCUAAAGGUGAAAACAGGGCGCGCUAUCUGCAGCUCCUCUGGCGUGGUCUUUAUACUCCGUGGACGUUGCCGGUGGGCAGCAAUGAGCGAGCUCUUCAAAGCUUAAUCGACCGUUUGCUGGGCAGCACAGCCGCACAGCAACAGGCGAGCAUCUCCAGCCCGACCAGCAUCGCCACCCCCCUCUCUCUGGACACAGCCUACUCCAGUAUUUGGCAGGAUACACCGUGCAGCUUCGGGCUUACACCUCGUUCUCAGGGAACUCCCCGCACUCCUUCCUUAUCCGCGACUCCUCUCUCCCAGGACUCCUGCUACUCCAGUCUUCAGGCGACUCCGGUCCUCCAGGGGGAGCCCUCCACGUACAGUGUUCUCAAACCUUUAAGACGAGAGCUCUGCCAUCGUAAACCCGCGAGGUAUCACAGGGGAUCAGGCGAGGUCUCAGAUGUGAGCUUAUUUUUGAAGCAACCUCCACACGCCUUCUCACAGUUACAAACCGGCAGCCAGCAGCUUGCACUGUGGGGUCACAAUGCACAAUCAUCUACUCACAAUAACACAGAUCCUUCCUUUAACCUUUCCUCCCCGUGUCAGGAGUCCAGAGAGGUGGUCACAGCCGCCUCCAAGGCUUUACAUCUGAACUGCAACUCUUACAGCAUACUGAGCAUUAAUUUCACAGCCGACCGACAGACAGCAGCCUCCUCCCCGCCUGAUGGAGCAGGCUUAUCUCCACCUGCUGUCAACUGCUCCGCCAGCAGCCCCCAGCCCGAGGUGGAGAGUUUGGACUCCCGCAUUGAAAGUUUGCUGACGCGAAGCCAGAAUGCCGACUCCUCAUUCUUUGACAGAAAGACUUUAGAGGCUGACGUUCACUCUCAGGACAGUCCGGCUUCACCCUGCUCGGCAAACACCUCCCCUCUCUCAGACGACUCGCUCGUUUGUGAGUCUUUCGCGACGAGCCACCAGCGCUCCUACGAUGAUCUCGUCGACAACGAAGAGGAUGAAACUACUCGAGCUGUCUCGUUUCUUACACGAAACUCAGAGUCUCCUGCUCCACCUGAUUUCACACACGAUGCAGAAAUGUUUCAGUCAUUGUGUCCGAAGGAGCAUCAUGCAGCAAAUGAGGAAGCUUCACCCACAGAAGAGAUCUCCUCUCUACCUCAGCCUCCGCCCUUUUCUUCUCUCAACAGCACCACUCAGCUCCUUACCUCCAAACCUCCUCCUGCCAUUAGGCCUGGAUGCCCUCCACCACCAGCAGUCGCCCCUUUCCCUUUCCCCAUCCCUCCCUUUCCUCCAUCUAUUCCACCCGUCCCUCCUCGCCUGCCAAAUGGCACCAUCCCCGUCCCACCUCCAGGCUGGAUUCCACCUCCACGCCAUCGCACUGGCAUCCCCAUCCCUCCUCCACCUAUCCCACCUCCUUGUUCUAUCCCACCUCUUCGUUCUAUCCCACCUCCUUGUUCUAUCCCACCUCCUCGUUCUGUUCCACCUCCUCGUUCCAUUCCUCCUCCUCGUUCUGUUCCACCUCCUCGUUCUAUCCCACCUCCUUGUUCCAUACCUCCUCCUCCAGCUUUUCUCGGACCUCCUCCACCUUUGAUGGUGCCUCCUUCUGUCCCACCUCCUGUGCACACCUUCCCCUUACCCGUGCGGCCUGCAGGCAAUUUGGUCGAGGGGAAUCCUCCAAGGCAUUUCCAUCGGCCUCCCUGGCCCGCUCCACCUUUUCCCAGGUUUAACCCCUUCGUGCCACCGCCAGACUUCCCCACACCCGUGAGGGAAAACCCUCACAAGGUCACGAUAGAAAAAGUUUUAGACGUCAUCGUGGAUGAACUGAAGUCAAUCAUUAAGAAAGACAUGAUGCGUAGGAUGAUUGAAGGGGUCGCUUUCAAGGCAUUCGAGGACUGGUGGGACUGUCAGAAGAAAACAAAGAUACAAGUCCCUCCUUUGAAAAGUGGAGCAGCGACAGCAGAAGAGACGACCAAACUAAAAAAUCCUCUCAGUCACCUUGGUGGACAGGGCAAAAAACCUCCACUGCCGUCUUUCAAGGUAAAAAGGAAACGAGCCCACGCUCCUGCUACAUCAGAAGACGCAGAAAACGCGUCCUCUACUCAUGAAAGUUCUGAUGUGAAACAAGGCGACGACGUAUUUAAACCUGCACCUGAGAGAGCCAAGCGCAGACAUGCGAGACCGCAUGAGCUUGACAGUGAUGAUGACGACGACGAUGAUGAGGGGAAAGAAGAAGAAAACACACUUCAAGAUGAAGAGACUGUAUCAGGCAAAGUGCAGGCUGUUGCGCCAGCUGAUGAACACCCUCAAAUCCUGUGUGACAGAGCUGAUCAUGAUGAUGGUGAUCAUCAUGCUGAAGAAGAAAAGGAGUCGGCACAAAAGCCCACAGAGGACGACGAUUGUGUCGUCAUCCAAACUAACGAUGGAGCGCCGUGUUUAGACAGCGAGACUUUUUCAGAGAGCAGCUCCUCUGAGGACAGUGAAUACUCGUCAGACUUUGACUCCUCCGACUCGUUCGCCUCAGAGAGCUUCGAGGACUCCGACCUCAGUCCUGAGGAUGAAGACAUGGAGGAAGACGGCGAGGAUGACGGGAGCGCCGAGUGUAUCGUCAUAUCAUCGGAUGAAGAGUCGAUGGAGCUUGAGCCCCCCGUCACCCCCUCAGCCCCGCUAACCCCUGGUGCUCAGCUGGAGCUGGAGCUGGAGCUGGAGCUGGAGCUGCAGGACUGGCCAGCUCCUUUUCAUAGGGAGGAAACUGAGGAGAACCACUACACAUCCUGUCAACAAGACACCUGUGACUUGGAUGCCAUCAUGGAGCUUCAAAGCAGCGAACCCCAGGACCAUCUACAGCUCCUGUCACCUAUAGGACUUCCAGCAGUGGAGCCACACCAUGACGUAGAGAUGGAGAUCGCUGAAUGGACGGUGGAGUCACUCGAAACCAUAGAAAACCUGAGGCCUCUCACUCCUACCGGCUGCUUGGUGGACAGCGACCCGGACCUCCUGAUGAGAAGCAAACCAACAUCUCCAGCUGUGGAGGAGGUGGAACGACCACAAACACCAGGCAAAGGGAUUGUGGCUGAACUGGAAAGCGUGGGCUCUCCUGAUGAAGUCCUCUCCCUCUCGCCAGCAAGCCCUGAGUUCAUUCUGGUUCCCUCUGGUCCCCCAGCUUCAUUGUACCAGGAUAUGCCCAAAACUCCUGGUAGAGAGGAUAGAAGUGGAUGGACUUUCCACAUGUCUGGGAGACCUCCUGCAACCCCAGGCCGAGAGACGAUCAUAUCAGAAGGUAGCAUAGUGAUCUGCAGCCCACCUCCUGUGCCAUGCCUGUCUAGUAAUCCAUACAUCACAGCCCCAAAGACUCCUGGUAGAGACAUCAUCCUACCCCGACGAGCUAUAGUCCACAGGAGGAAAAUGGUGACCACCUCACAGCCCACGCUAUGUGAUUCUCUCAGAGGCUCUCCCAUCGUAGUGUCCUCUCCAUGCAGCCUCUCUGAGUCUUCAUCCGAGUCUACUGAUGGGACAUGCAUGUGGAUCAGCUCAGGUGUAAGAAUGAAGCCCUUGCAGGGACUGGAGAACAUGCCCGGACUUCUGGAUGAGGAGAAUCGGAGAGAGACGGAGAAAUCCCCAAUGAGGAGAAAACAGCUGAGGAGGCUAAAGAGGAGAUGGAGAGUCCGUCAGAGGCAGAGGUCGCUGAAAAGAAACGCCGGUCCCCUGUCCUCCCACAGUCGUCCUCAGAGGUGGCGUUCACUCGGUGAGGAGAGAGGGAUCCUUCACUGGGUCUGGAAGGACGGCCUGGAUGAAGAAGAUGCACGGCUGCUGAAGCGCACAUAUCACAGGCUGCAAGAGAAGGAUAAUGGCUUUGGUUGGAUCAGUGACACCCUGUGGAUACAUCACCCUCUGACUAAAGUCCCCACAGAGAAGAGUAUCGAACACAAAUCAUGGCAGCCGCACCACAGGACGGGCUGUGCUCGCAGCGAAGGUUUCUACAAAAUCAGCAUGAAGGACAAACUGAAAUACCUCACCAACACGAAGCUGACCACGGAGCUUCCGUCUACAAGCACUCAGGGAACGUGCAUACCUGCCCAGCAAGCAACCUCACUGCGUUCUGGAUCUGACUUCAGGUCUGAACAGCGCCGCCUGUUGUCGUCCUUCAGCUGUGAUAGCGACCUGGUCAAGUUCAACCAACUGAAGUUUCGAAAGAAGAGGAUUUGCUUCAGCCGGAGUCACAUCCACGAGUGGGGUCUGUUUGCAAUGGAGCCUAUAGCAGCAGAUGAGAUGGUGAUCGAGUAUGUGGGUCAAAUCAUCAGACAGGUCAUUGCUGACACGAGGGAGCAGAGAUACGAGGAGGAAGGCAUCGGAAGCAGCUACAUGUUCCGGGUCGAUCAGGACACCAUCAUUGAUGCUACGAAAUGUGGGAACUUAGCCAGAUUUAUCAACCACAGCUGCAAUCCGAACUGCUACGCAAAGAUCAUCACCGUGGAGUCUCAGAAGAAGAUAGUGAUAUACUCCCGGCAGCCGAUAGGCAUCAACGAAGAGAUCACAUACGACUACAAGUUUCCCAUCGAGGAAACAAAGAUUCCUUGUUUGUGCGGAGCAGAUGGCUGCCGCGGCUCCUUGAACUGAUCUCUAAUGAAGUAUCAGGUGCCAAAAGCCGCCUGAGGUACUGGUAUGAUACAAAAACACAGACAACUCUGAAGAAGUCAAAAAGUUUUAAUGCUAUUCAGAACUGUACAAUCAAGAUCUGUAAGGACUGGAAACGCUCAGUGAAUCAUGAUUUAAUACAAUCAACCAAGCACUUGAACCUUUAUCAACGGAGGUCUGGAAUGACGUGCAAGCACUGGUUAAAACAUUAUAAAGGCAACGUGACGUCACAGUUUAUGAGUGAAUGGCAAACACAAGGGGCUCUCCAAACAUCAUGCAAAAGCCCCCCGCGAUGAUGAAAUGUCUUGUUGAAACGAUAACAAACGUGUACAGUUAAAUGUUUUCAUUUACGAGAGCUUAAAUGGAGUUUUGCUUGAGUCAAGCUUGUGUCGAUAAUGUCGGUUUUUCUUGUUAACUUUGUGUAAAAAAACAAAACAAAAAAC